Molecule: messenger RNA, 1806 nt
Organism: Daphnia magna
Lineage: Eukaryota; Metazoa; Arthropoda; Branchiopoda; Diplostraca; Daphniidae
Exons: 2
Coding region: 1-1806 (601 amino acids)
Source: RefSeq, a predicted model, not a curated record
AUGGGGUUCGCUCGUCGAUUGCAAAUGAGUGAAUUAAAAGGACCGGUAGGAAAAACUUGGUACGUUCCUCACGGACUAGUCGAACAGCCAAACAAACCAGGCAUGCCGCGACUAGUUUUCGAUGCCCGGAGCAAGUUCAACAACAUUUGCCUGAAUGAUGCCCUCCACAAUGGCCCACUGCUAAUGACCGAUAUGUUGGACACCCGAGGAUCAAACUGUGUUUCGGUUUUUCUGGCGACGCCCAGGAGACCCGGGCCCACCGAUCGCGCACCAAAUGUUGGUCCUCAUAUUCGGUGCAAGCCCUCUCCAACGUGUGCUGCUUACGUUUUACGCCACAUCGUCGAGGAUCACCCGGAAUAUGCUGACGUGGCUGAGCUUAUAGCUAAAAAAUUCUACGUGGACAACUAUUUGGACUCGUUCAACACAAUAGAAGAAGGAAUAGCAACCUGCCGCAGGCUACGCGAGUUGCUGUUCCUGGGAGGUUUUGUCCUCGGCCAGAUGGCGACCUCGGCCAGAGAGAUUCUUCAGUCGCUACCAGCUACCGAGCGCGCCAAUCCGGAUCUCAACAUAGACCUGGACGCCCUCCCGGUUCAUCGAACCCUCGGACUGGAAUGGAACGGCGAAGGAGACCAUUUCUUCUUCACCCUCGUCAUACCGACAGCGAUAACGAAAAGACAAGUCCUGUCCGCCGUAUCCGCGAUCUACGGCCCGAUGGGAUUUCUGGCGGCAGUUACAAUAACCGCCAAAGUAUUGCUACAAGAUGCAUGGCGCGUAGGUCACGACGUACAGCCCGACGGACGGCGUCCGAAGAAAUUGGGGUGGGACCACCCGCUACCGCCGAACUUGCAAGAGCGGUGGGACUGCUUCGUAAGGAGCCUGGAAAGCCUUCGGGAACUUCGGGUGCCACGUUGUCUCCGCCCAACCUCGUUUCCUGCAAACGACACGACAAUCACACUUCACCUCUUCUGUGAUGCCUCGUUAUUCGCCCUGGGAGCCAGCUUGUUCCAACGAAGUGAGUGUCGCGGAAUAAUCGCUCUUCGCCUGGUCGCAGCCCGAUCAAGAGUGGCCCCGGUAAAACAACAAACAUUGACUCGGUUGGAGCUAAUGGCCGCGCUGCUAGGAGCACGGCUCCUCAAACGGUAUCUUCAGCUACUACAGCUUCCCUGCUGGUCGCAUUGGUGUUGGUCAGACUCCGAUAACGUUCUCUACUGGCUGCGUUCGAAGGCUACGCUAUACGCCCAGUUCAUCAGCAGCCGCAAAGAACAGAUAUUGUCCGUCUCACCUGCGUCCAGGUGGCGUCAUGUUCCCUCAGAACUAAACCCCGCCGACGACCUAAGCCGAGGAAUAGAAGCGAGCGAGCUGACGGAAGGCCACCAAAGCCUAGCAGGACCUGCCUUUCUGCUAAUGGGAGAAGAGGAGUGGCCACAAAGGUUCGGAGGAGGAGCGGUGCAGCCGGAAGCCCUGGAAAUCGUAAGACCAGUUGCUGUGUGUGAGGAGGUGAGGGUGAAUGCCGUGGUGGCGACAGAAGCAGGAGCUUCCAGUCUUCCCCCUCCGACGAUCGGCAAUAUAAUCGAGUCCAGCACCACACUCUCCGCUCUUAAGCGAUCCGUCGCCGGGUUGAAUGCUGCCCCGGGCGAGGAGUUAACGCCGUCAUUGUUGCGGGCUGGUCUAGAUUGCUGCAUAAAAAUGGCCCAAAAGUCAGCGUAUGCCAGCGAGAUCAAUGCGUUGGCCAAAGGCAACCAAAUCGGACGCGAUUCACCGCUUCACAAACUCUCUCCAUUUCUUGAUCCAGAUGGUUUGUUGUGA